AAGAGAAAUAAACAACAGCUAAGUAAUAAUUAUAUUUAAGUUGACGGUUCUACAAAUCAUGGAGAAGUUCCUGAAAAGAUCAAAAACAGACUCAGCCAGCAAAGAAAAUGUAAUUGAUAUUGGCAAUAUCAACAGUGGUAGUGAAUCUGAUAUUGGAUUUGAAAAAAUAAGAACAAGAAAGAUGUCAUCAGAAGCAUGGGCCUUUUUUGAAAAAACGAAAGAUGGAAAACAUGCUAAAUGUCGUGUAUGUUCCCAAACAUAUAAAACCAGCGGCAACACAUCAAACCUUUUCGACCAUCUCAAACGAGCUCACCCGACUUUCCGAGAAUUGCUAAAACCAGCAAAUACUAUCAAACCCUUUCUUAAAAACGUUGAAACGUAUGCAAAUACCUCGGAACGUAAACAAGCAAUUGACAGUGCCUUAAUGGGUAUGAUUGCUUCCGAUGUCCAGCCAUUCAGCAUUGUCAAUGACAAGGGUUUUCAGAAAUUUAUAAAAUGUUUAGACCCUCGCUACGAAUUGCCAUCUCGUAAUACUUUACAAAAUGUGCAUAUGGCAAAUUUGCACAAAAAAAUCAAAGAUAAAUUGCAAGAUAUUCUUAAUGAAGUCGAUUACUGCUCAAUUACUACGGACUGUUGGACAUCUCGUGCAAAUGAAGGUUAUUUAACUGUCACGUGUCACUUCAUCACGAAUGAAUUCACCUUACGUUCAGCUGUUUUAUCAACAAAAAAACUUCUAGUGGCCACUAAUCACGGUUCAGAUAAUAUUGCAUCUUCGUUGCGUGCUGUUUUCAACGAAUGGGGUAUUAUGGAGAAGGUCGUGUGCGUUGUUACAGAUAAUGACAGCACUAUGAUUAAAGCAUGUGAGCUGCUACAGAAACGUCAUCUUCCAUGCUAUGCGCACACAAUAAACCUUUUGGUUCAAGACUGUUUAAACCAAACAUUUAUAAAAGAAAAUGUUUUAGCAAAGUGUAAACGAAUCGUGACAUUUUUUAAGUCCAGCACAAUCGCAUAUCAAAAGUUUAAGGACAUACAAGCGACAGUUAAACCGUAUAGUCUGCUGCAGGAGGUGCCCACACGUUGGAAUAGCGCAUACAGGAUGAUUGAGAGAAUAUUGCUUACAAAUGACUUUAUUUCAACUGUACUAUUAGCAACAUCAAAAGCUCCAUCACCUCUGACUGCAGAUGAAAUUGACUUCUUGAAGGAUCUUAAAGAAAUUCUAUCGCCCUUUGAAAAUGCCACCGUACAGACGUCAUUGAGUUCAUCUGUAUCAGUUUCCUUAAUAAUACCAUUAACAUGUGGCCUCUUCCAAAGUCUUCAAGAGCUAAAAGGAAAAAUGAAGACACCAGAAGGACUCCAAGCGUGCCUAUUCUUAAUCGAGCGGAUAAAGAAGCGUUUAUUUCCUUAUGAGGACCGAACGGCAACAAGAUUAGGCACAUUAUUAGAUCCACGGUUUAAAAAAGAAGGAUUCCGAUCUGUGUUUAAUGCAGAUCAAGCAUCAAAAGUCCUAGAAAAUGAAAUGGCUGCUAUAUGUAAGGGGCAUUCUUCAACUGUAGAACCGUCAACUUCACGAAGCAUGAACAAUGAACCACAACAGCCACUCCUUAAUUUUAUGAAAAGUAAAAUAGCUAACAAAGUAAGAACAAGCCGAGUUGAUGCAAUAGUCUAUACUCGACAGUAUUUUGAAAAUGAAAAUGCUCCGACAGAAAGUGAUUCACUGGAAUAUUGGAGAUAUAAUGCCAAUGACAUGUCUUCACUUAAAAUAUGUGCGACACGUUAUUUAUGUAUUCCAGCCACUUCAACCGAAUCGGAAAGGAUGUUCAGCAAAGCUGGCUUAAUAAUUUCAGAGAGAAGAACUUGCCUAAAAUCCAAAAAUGUAGACAUUCUUCUUUUUUUAAACAAAAAUGACUGGAUUACCCAAUAAUUUUCACAUAGAAAAUAGUAUAUGCUUCGAUACCAAUAUUAGUCUUAAAGAACACAAUU
Musca domestica (house fly) is the source of this 1980-nucleotide messenger RNA. RefSeq names its product E3 SUMO-protein ligase ZBED1-like. The transcript is spliced from 3 exons. Lineage: Eukaryota; Metazoa; Arthropoda; Insecta; Diptera; Muscidae. The record is from RefSeq and is a predicted model, not a curated record. Gene Ontology annotation, molecular function: DNA binding; protein dimerization activity. Bases 59 to 1921 code for a protein of 620 amino acids.